AUUUUUCAUUUUAUUUUCUCUCUCUUUCGCCGUUAUUAAUUGUUUCUCUUCGUUGUCAAACUAAUUUAUUUUCCGUUUUUCAUUUUGUUCACAAAACUGCCAAAAAUGAUAUUGAAUUAGAAUUAGAAUGAGAAUUAAUAACUUCCACUUUCCUUCUUCUUCGUCCGAUCUUUCUCUCCACCCUGUCAACAACGCACAUCAUCAUCAUCAACAACAACCAUAAUUGAUUACAAAUUUCCCCUUUAUUUUCUCUCUCUCUCUCUUCGAUUCACUAUUUCCACUGUUGUUGUAUACUACGCCGUAUUCCAUCCCAUAUUCCUUUUACCUCCUUCCAUCACCACCUUUUCACCUUCUCACUCCAAUAACUCUCUCUCUCUCUCAUCCAUGUACCCCCCUUUCCCACCACCGACCUUUCUCAAUUUUCCUUUCCAUCUAUCCCCACCCCAAUUCUAGGGUUUUCAUUUUCACUCUUUCUCUUCUUUUUUUUUGUUUUUUUUUUAAUUUAAUAAAAUCCUUUUCGCUUUCCACUUUUAAUUCGUUAUUAGGUUUACUCUCUCUCUCUCUCUCUCUCUCUCUCUCCAUAUAUAUUCUCCCUUCUGCAUAUCAAUCUAUUUCCUCUGAUUCUCUUCUAACUACAUAUUUUCUUCUUUUACACGCUCACACGCACCCACCAUCUGUGUAUACUUGUUUACCCUUUCGUGUUUUUCCCUCUUUCGCUUAAUACUAAUAAUCUCAAUUCAAUACUAUUCGUGUGUUAAUUUUUGUCGUGUUUGUGGGUGCGUGUGGAGGUGAAGAAUAGUAACUAAUUGAUUGUUAAAUACAUGGCAUACCAAUCGAUUCAGGGUCCGAGUUCAGGAUCAAGUUCAAGUUCAGGGUUUCAAUUGUUGAACUCUCCUUUUGGAGAUACAACUUACACAAAAGUCUUCGUUGGAGGAUUGGCAUGGGAAACUCAAAGCGAAACCAUGCGCCGUUACUUUGAACAGUUUGGUGAUAUUCUUGAAGCCGUUGUUAUCACCGAUAAGAACACUGGUCGAUCCAAAGGCUACGGUUUUGUGACUUUCCGUGAUCCAGAAGCUGCUAGGAGAGCCUGUGCCGAUCCAAGUCCUGUUAUUGAUGGUAGAAGGGCUAAUUGUAACUUGGCUUCACUUGGCCGUCCACGACCACCUUUGCCAUAUGGACGGGUAAGACCAGCAUCCCCUUAUGUUGGAAGUUUGCAACCAGCCCGUGGUGCUUAUGUUGGAGGUUAUGGCUACCAGCAGCAACCACUUUCCUAUGGCUACCAACAAGGAGUGGUUUAUCCUCCUUAUGGGUAUACGACAUAUGGACCUGAAUACGUCUACCCACAGAGUAUGUACAAUCCUUAUGUGGGUCAACAGUACCUUCAGAUAUAUGGCGUUCCUGGUGCGGCAAAUACAACUAUUUAUCCUUAUGGACAGUUGGGUCAAGCUAUUCCUGGUGGUCAUGGCUAUACAGCAAUGCAGGGUUAUACAGUACCAGGCCAUCAGUUUGUGCCCUAUGGUGGCUCCAAUGUGAAUGCAAUAACAACUUCACCUAUGCCUGCCAUUCAAGCCACAUAUGCUAGCGGAAUUGCUGCACCUGUUCCAGGCCAACCUCAAUUUAUUGUUUCUCCUCAGUUUAUGCAAGGUAGCGGUCCUGACCAAACAGCUGGGUGAGGGGAUGACUAAGAUAUCCUUAGUUUGCAGCAGGACUAAGAGCAGUGGAACUGCUACUUGAGUGGCGGGACUCCAAUCUAGCCUUGCAAGUUAUUUAUUUUGCAUUCUAGAGGUCAUAUAUAGUCAUGCUCACCAAGUUGUGUCUGAGUCGCUCCAGAUGGCGAAGGAAAAUGGGACGUGCAGGCUACUUCUUCCAUUUGGACGUUUACACUACUGUAUUUAUACCUAAUACUAUCGCCCUCAGGAAGGGUGGUGGUAGUAUUGGAUCAAUGGGUGUCGGAAUAGGUUUUUGGCAGCCAUGUAGGAAUAAACUUGUGUAAAAAGAAAAUCACGUCUGAAUCAAAAUAUGAUUCUUUGUAGUCCAGUCCAGUCAAGCAUUGGGUUUGUAGAUAUAGUUGUCAAUGUUAGUGAAUUGCGUGAAGAUGGAUGGUCCAUCACAUUGAAUAUGAUUUUUGUGCAUAGUAGUUGUCAGGUUCUACCACAAGACACGGAUGUAAUUUUAUUUAUAUAAUUCUAUUAAGAACCUGCCGUUUAUGCAGGCGUAGACCCAUCAGUAUAUUCCAUUAGAGAAGAUUUGCAUUGUAGUCACAUGUCCAACGUUUUCUUCAAUUAUUAGUUUUCAACUUUCUCAUCAA
Molecule: messenger RNA, 2308 nt
Organism: Cicer arietinum (chickpea)
Lineage: Eukaryota; Viridiplantae; Streptophyta; Magnoliopsida; Fabales; Fabaceae
Molecular function (GO): RNA binding
Source: RefSeq, a predicted model, not a curated record